This is a messenger RNA of Aspergillus alliaceus, 2283 nucleotides long. RefSeq lists its product as uncharacterized. The record is from RefSeq and is a predicted model, not a curated record. The transcript has 8 exons. Bases 1 to 2283 code for a protein of 760 amino acids. Lineage: Eukaryota; Fungi; Ascomycota; Eurotiomycetes; Eurotiales; Aspergillaceae.
AUGUUGAAGUACCUACUCUUUGGUGCUUUCAGCACUGUCCUUGCAGCCUCAGCGCUCGACCAACAUGCCGCGCAUAUUGCCUCCCUCAAUGUUCUCUCUGGCCAUAUGUCCGCUGGAAAUGGGACAGCUGCCCCUUGCGUCAGCAAAGAGCUGCGCCUUGCUCUGAGCGACCCUCCGUAUAGCAAUUACUUCUACUCCGACUGCCAUGUGGCAGCUCAGGUGGUGGUUACGACGCCCCUGCCCGACAGCAAUCUGUCUGUGAUCGGUCCUCGGCUUAUUGUCGCGUGGCCUGGUGGUAAUAGUGGGAUCUGUGCCUAUUUCGCUCCCCAAAGCGGUAUCAACGGGACUCUGGCUAUCGAGCUUGUGAACUCGACGAUUGGGCAACCGUUGGCGCCAGUCUAUUCCCCUGCUCCUCCCAAUUCGACAUCCGGCACCCCUCAGGUAGGAGUAACAGGAGUGUUGCGCUUCAACUCAUCGGCGGAAUUGACUGUUCCGAUUUUGGGCAGCAUCAGGACCAUCAGGGACUUUGUGGAGGGGCCGAGCUUACUGUAUCCAGAAAUUCAAGAUUCCAUUCGCUUUUCUGAGCUUCCCACUGGGGGCGUCACACUACAGAGGUUGUGGCUGGACAAUGUGACUACUGUGCAUCUCGUGUUCUCCCCUCUCAACAACGAUGCAAACGCCAAGGUGACUCUCAAUGAUAAAAAUAUUGAGUUCACGGCUGGAGAUUAUAUCUUCUCUGCAUCUUAUAACUACCCACAAUUGACACAAUUGGCCCCCGCAGAGGUAUUGAAAAACGAUUCCUCCGCGCUGAUUUCUCCGCAGGCCGAUCAGGUGACAGCUCUGUCCUUUCUCUCAUACUCCGACAAAUUAUUAGCCGGUGCUUGGAGGUUCCUGACAUAUUUUGGUCGGGACUCGAUGAUCUCUGCUCUGCUGCUGGAACCGAUUCUCAGUACCGGCGAAGGUAGUGCCAUGGAGGCUGUGAUCGGAUCCGUGCUGGAACGUGUGAGUCGAACGGACGGAAGCGUGUGCCACGAGGAGAACAUCGGUGACUACGCUACCUGGACAAAUAUGAAAAAUAACGUCUCGAGUAGCUCUAUGAUCUGCGAUUACCAUAUGGUUGACACGGAUUACUUCCUUCCCAUCCUGAUGCAAAAGUACUUCAUAGAGAAUCCAGUCGGCCAAGGCAGAUACCAGGCAUUUUCAAACACCACGGCGGGCAUAUUCAAUACUGCGAACCAAAACCUGACCUGGGGUGAAUUGGCACUGACUAAUGCUGAACGGGUCAUGCGCCUUGCCGCUCCAUUCGCCAAGGAUCAAAAGCAAGAGAACUUGAUCCAUCUUCAUGAAGGUCAGGUCGUCGGUCAGUGGAGGGACAGUGCUUACGGUAUUGGUGGUGGCCGGAUUCCAUUUGAUAUCAAUACAGCUUUGGUACCCGCUGCCUUGCGUUCAAUUGCUGCCCUUGCACGAGGCGGUCUCCUCCCCCGAAAGCACUGGGCAAAGCUUGCCGACACAUACGCGCAGACCUGGGAGGACCAGACUCUGAAAUUCUUCGAGGUUACUAUCCCUAGGGUCGAGGCGACACAGCGGGUGCGUUCCUAUGCGAAAGUAUCUGGAUUCACAGGGCCAAACCAAACCGACACGAUCGACUCGGAUAUACAGUAUUAUGCCUUAGCUCUGAACGGCAGUAAUAACCUCAGCAAAGUGGAAGUGAUGCACACCGAUGACUGCUUCCGCCAUUUCCUGCUCAACACAACCGAGCAGACGCAACUGACUGCCUUCGUCAACCAGACUGCAAAUAAUAUCCGCCGUACCUUCCCCGCAGGACUCAUGACUGAUGUCGGUCUCCUAGUUGCCAACCCGGCCUACGGUCCUGAUCCAGUCUAUGCACGGAACUUUACCGCAGGUGCUUAUCAUGGUACCGUCGUCUGGUCAUGGCAGCUGGCUAUGAUGGCUAAGGGACUCGAACACCAGUUAGGACGUUGUGUUUCAAAUGGAUCCUCUGGAUCUGCGUUGAGUCCAGACUUCUGCCGGGAUGCAGUUGUGUAUAACAAUGUUCGAGAAGCGUACCGCAUUUUCUGGGACGUACUGGAGGAGAAUUCGAGCCUGCUUUCUAUGGAGGUGUGGUCCUGGAUUUUUAAAAAUGACAGAUUCCAGGCGACACCCUUGGGAACCUUGCCUCCGCCUCCUGGUGUCAGCGGUGGAACCGCAUCACCGUUAGAAUCAAACAUCCGACAGCUCUGGUCUCUGACGUUCUUGGCUGUCACAAGGAACAAGACGCUCUAG